Molecule: messenger RNA, 942 nt
Organism: Dioszegia hungarica
Lineage: Eukaryota; Fungi; Basidiomycota; Tremellomycetes; Tremellales; Bulleribasidiaceae
Exons: 5
Coding region: 1-942 (313 amino acids)
Source: RefSeq, a predicted model, not a curated record
AUGCCUCCCAAGAAAGCAGCUAACAAGCGCGUUCUCCCUCCCUGGGAGGAUUUGUGGGCCGCGUGGAGCGCGCUGUCCGAGGAGGAGAAGAAGGCUGCUGGGAGUGAUGCGGGCAUUGAUGCCAAGCUUGAGGGUUUGGAUGUUGCUACGAUGCCAUCACGCCAUGAACCAGAAUCGGAAUCAACGCAGAUGCUGAUCCCCAAAUCCAAGGCCUCGCUCAAGGAUCGCGCCGACCUGAACAUCAAGCUCGAUAUCUACAAGGACCUCGUUAACCUCUUCGCCGAGUCCCAGGAUGCCAAGGAGGACCGGUUCGAGAAGCUUCUCAAGGAGUUGAAGGGGGUCGGGAUGAGGGCUUUUGAUAUUGGAAAGCGGUUCGAGCGGGCGAACGAGGGCAAGGAGGCCGCCAACAAGAAAUACAAGGAUGGCAACUGGUUCGGUGCCAUGUACACCUACGCCAUCGCGUGGGGAUGCCUCGUCCCCUUCUACCCCGGUGCCCUCCCCGAGUCGGACCAGCUCCGCAAGGACAUCGAGAAACUCGAGCUCGCGCUGUUCUCCAACAUCUCCGCCAUGGCCGUCUCGGGCGCCGAUGACAAGACCAUCAAGACCCCCAAGCCCAUCAACAAGGCCAAGCUGUUGCACAUUGGUCUCCGCGCCUCGGUCUACUGCUUGUCUCACGCGAAUGAGACCACCCUCGGUAUUGUUACCAAGUCUUGCCGCCGCGCCCAAGACCUCUCCGCCAAGCUCACCUCGGCGCACAAGAUCAAGCCCGCGCCCGCCGCCAGCCUCGCCCUCUGGAAGGCGCAAGAGGACGCCCUCGCCGGUCUCGCCGCUGCCAAGACGUACGCCGAGCAGCCGGCCGACAAGAAACUGUUGACCAAGUCGCAAAAGGCCGGAGAGGCGGAUUGGAGGGUGUUGCAGGGGUUUGAGGUUUACAGCAAGUAG